CCCUCCAGUCGGGAACACCCUGGCUGUGGAUCUGUGCCUUCAGACGGUGCUGAGGCGCACCGACACCUUCACGCGCGGUCCCUGAUCCCCGGACUGAGUCCCCAGCCUGUCGGGCUCCGCUGCCGGCUCCUCACGGCUGUCCGCAGCCUCCAGGUUUCCUGUCGUCUCCACUCUUCAGCUUUCCCAAGAAACAGAAGAUCAGAGGAGGAAAACAGGACAGAAGUUCAGACUAUGCCAGCACCAAAAGAACAACAACCCACACAUUAGCAGAAUAUUACAGGAGCACUUUGCAGCAUAAUGUAGUUCUUUCUGACUUCGUCCUUGCACCAUCUUUGCUUAGCUAAAGUAAUUGGCUGAGUAUAGACGGAGAGACCAAUGGAGCAGGUUGGAGAGGAUCUGAACCUCUCCUUUCUGCUGGAACAUGAGAGGGACAUAAUCCUGAAGGUGCUGCAGAAAGACGAGAAAUUGAGGAAACGAGAGGAGAAGAGGAUAAGGAGGCUGAAAAAUGAGCUGCUGGAGAUCAAACGAAAAGGUUCCCACCGGCCCCAGGAGGUGGGAGAGCGACAGUGCGCUCGCUGCCUGAAGAACUUGGGCCUGAUCUUCGACCGUGGAGAUCUCUGUAAGGAGUGUCAGCUGCGCAUCUGCAACGACUGCCGCGUUACACCUCCUAACACGCGCCAGUGGAGGUGUAAUGUUUGUGCCAAGAUCUCGGAGCUGAAGGUGGUAACAGGAGAGUGGUUCCUGGAGGAGCGGUCCAAGCGCUUUGAGCAGGGAGUGCCGAGCAGUGACGUGGUCAAAAAGACGAUCCUCAGCAGUCCGAUCACCACAGACAAAAAGUCCACAGACAACCUGUCAGCCCCUUCUGAGUCAGAGAAAUCCGACACGCCGAGAUCCAGCAGAAGCGCAAUACUCAAUGUUAGGAGGAAAGGAAGGAUGAAGAUAGAUAAAAAGGACAGCCGACUAACCUUGAAGCCAGAGAGUGGAGUCAGCAACGGAGUGAAAUCUGUUUCGGAUGGAGAUGCUCAAAGCGUCCGAAGUGUUCGCUCUGCCCCGAGUCCGCGUUCUAACAGGGGCGGUACGGUGGCAUUGGAGUCCUCUGGGAUGCCAACUGUCCCCAACAAUCUGCGUUCCCAAACUCUGGACAGAUCCUCCACUCCCAGCGACCACCGGAGGGUCAGGCCCGAUGGAGCAGAGAGCGUUUCCAGUUUACACUCCAGCGACAUUGCGUCCGAGAAAAAAGCUGAUAGCCAUCACAGGACGAAUUCAGGCACGCCGACCAUUUCUGUGUCCAGGGCUUCGGGUUCAUCAGAUCACAGUCGCUCAGAGAUGGACUUGUCAGCUCCUGGUUCUGAACCCAGCGACGACACCCUCAGUCUCAGAAGCCGCUCGGUCCCCGGGCUCAAUGACACAGAGUUUUCUGAUGAGGAUGCGGAGGAAGACAUCGAUGCCCUGAUGUCGGCCCACAGCAAGACUGUCAGCCGGCGCCUCAGCAACGCAGUGUCAACGACUUCCACUCCCGUCUCAGAGAGAAGGUGGGGGUACCUCAAUGUCCCUGACUCGGAUGCUGAGACUAGUAGUAUAAACAGCAUGAUGAGCAUGUACAGUGAGACCGGUGACUAUGGCAACGCCAGGGUGAGCGGCGAGAUCCUGCUCCACAUCAGCUACAGCUACAAAACCGGUGCUCUCAAUGUCCUGGUGAAAGAGUGUCACAACCUGGCCACGGGAGAUGAGAGAAGGCAACGCACAGACGCCUAUGUGAAGACCUACCUGCUGCCAGACACAUCACGACAAAGCAAGAGGAAGACGAGCAUCAAGGCCAACACCAUUAACCCUGUUUUCAAUGAAAAUCUGAGGUAUGUGAUCAGCCAUUCGCAGCUGGAGACACGAACCCUGCAGGUCUCCGUGUGGCACCACGACCGGUUUGGACACAACAGUUUCCUGGGCGAGGUGGAGCUGACCUUUGACUCCUGGGAGCUCGAUUCACAAAUAGAGGAGUGGUACGCUCUGCAGCCCAAGGUGGAGAGCAGCAUAGACUCCAUGAUGCAGUAUAAAGGAGAACUUACUGUCGUGUUGAAGUACAUACCCGAAGAAAAGAACCUCAUGGUGCCCGUGGAUCAAGUACAAGUGAAGAAAAGCUUCCUGAAAGGCAAGAAGACGAGCAGCUUCACUCUGCCUAAAGGGGGCAUGGUUGAGCUGCUUAUCAAAGGAGCGAAAAAUCUAACUGCUGUCAAGCCUGGAGGCACUUCCGAUCCUUUUGUGAAAGGAUACCUCCUCCCAGACAGCAACAAGUCAACCAAGCACAAGACAGCGGUGGAACGCCGCACCGUGAACCCACAAUGGAACCACACCUUCACCUACUGCGGCCUGCAGCCUGGAGACCUCAACAACGUCUGUCUGGAGCUCACAGUUUGGGACAAAGAAGCUCUGUCCAGCAAUGUCUUCCUGGGAGGAGUCAGGCUUGGAGCGGGCACAGGUAAAAGCUACGGCAAUGAGGUAGACUGGAUGGACUCAUAUGGGGAGGAACAGCGACUGUGGCAACGCAUGAUUGAAAACCCAGAAGUCCCUCAGGAGUGCACUCUGAUGCUGCGAUCCAGCAUGCGCAAGUGCAACACAUGAGCAAGAGACAGAAAGGUUAAGAGAGAAUGAGGGAGAGGAAAAAGAGAAGGAGAGAGCUGGAGAAGAGGGACGGUGAAGACAAACAAAACAGUUUAGCCUCCAAGACUCAAAUGUUCAGAAAGGAACACAGACCGUCCCUCUUCUUUCGCCCUGCGGUGUCCUGUUCAGAUCCCUCCUCUUGUCCAGAACCGCCAUUCUACAUGCCUUACACACUCAUCUACAUGUGCCCCUCUGCCCUCCAAAGCAUCUAGUCUUGACCAAGCACUGCUGUCUGCUGCUCUAUGUGAAGAACAUGUGUUGUAUGUAACUUAUCAAUCUUAUUGAAUAAGCACACAGUGUGACUUUUGAUAUGUCCAUCCUCGUCUCUGUGAUCCAAGUACCGGAGUCAUAUCUGCAUGUAGUUAAAGCUGAUGGAGACCACUAGUAAGACAUUAGACAAGGCAGUGAUCAAUAGUGUAGACUUAACACAUUCCCCUUAUGAGCAACCAAGCUGCAUCCUGGUCUUAAGCACAUGAUGACGCUGAGGUUCAUCCUCUUAGAAACUGUCGUGUACAGAGGUGGAAAGUGACAAGUUCUUGUACUGCUGUCUUACUCAAGUAGUGCUCUGACUUGGCUUUAUUAUGAAGAAUGAGUGAAUGAUGAUCAGUUGUGAUGGAAACUACUGUAGUAAAAUUACAGGAGUAGCACUUUUGAAGACUUCUCAGGUAGAUACGAACUGUAUGGUCGAUAUGGAAGGAUUAUCCCAUUUUAUUGUCGAUCACCAGUCAUUUCCAGAGCUCUCCAAAGCUGUGACCAUCUUCUAUUUAUAUGCUUUCAUUUAAAUCUACUGUAAAGAAUACUGUUAUUCUUUCUUGUCACAAAUUUCUGAAGGCAACUAAAUCCUACAAGGGGUGAGAGUUCUGAUUUUAGAGUAAAAUCUAGAUGUAGCUGGUAUCGCUGAUAAAGCAAAAUGUAAAACAGCAGAAAUGAACAAAUCUUUGCAGUUGAGAAGCUGGAAAGACCAGAUGUUGAGAAUCUUUAGUCUUUAGUGCUGGCAGCUUCACGGCUGGCUGUGUCUGAAAUUUGGUCAGUCCAACACAUUGGUCCAGACUAAAAUAUCUCUGUGACUGUCUGAUGUGUUGUCAUGAUGUAUUGGACAGACAUUGGUCCUCUGAGGAUGAAUCUGACUUUUGGGAUCCCCUAACAACUUUGGCCCAGUGGUGGGCCUCUGUGCCUUCUAGUGUGCUACAGAGACAGUGAUGCUGUCAAAUGAUGAGAUUGAUUUCUUUUGUUUUUGAAUCUAAAUGUGAAUUCAUAUAAAUAAAAAAUGUGUGCAUUAUUCCACUGACCACUUAUGUUUCACUUCAUCAGGUAGAGACAAAACUACAGUAUAGCAAGCCAACAUUAUGACAACAUCAGAGGCAAAGAACAAACUGAAAGCAUCUUUGAAUGCUACUCUGUCAGACUUUCCCAGUCCACCAAAACGUCUUUGUGUGCAUUUUUUGCAUGCUGACGUUAGCAGUUAGAGGUAAAGCUCUGAUGUACAGCCCCACAAAGCUGCUAGCAUGGCUGUGCACUCUUGUGUUGCUUGAUACACAACAACCAUUUAAUUGAAAAGGAAAGUGUUGACUGACCAACUGAUUGAUUUUCAGCAUUUCAAAAAAGCACAAGUUCUUGAAAAAUGUGAAACGAAAGUACAUGUAGUUAGUUACUUUCCACCUCUGGUUGUUAGAAAAAAAAAAACAAAACAAAAAAAAACUCGACA
Scatophagus argus is the source of this 4360-nucleotide messenger RNA. RefSeq names its product synaptotagmin-like 5 (gene sytl5). The record is from RefSeq and is a predicted model, not a curated record. Gene Ontology annotation, molecular function: neurexin family protein binding; small GTPase binding; phospholipid binding. The transcript is spliced from 18 exons. The coding region runs from base 376 to 2616 and encodes 746 amino acids. Gene Ontology annotation, cellular component: exocytic vesicle; plasma membrane. Gene Ontology annotation, biological process: exocytosis; intracellular protein transport. NCBI's taxonomy places the organism in Eukaryota, Metazoa, Chordata, Actinopteri, Scatophagidae.